Molecule: messenger RNA, 2865 nt
Organism: Harpegnathos saltator (Jerdon's jumping ant)
Lineage: Eukaryota; Metazoa; Arthropoda; Insecta; Hymenoptera; Formicidae
Product: activating signal cointegrator 1 complex subunit 2
Exons: 15
Coding region: 375-2822 (815 amino acids)
Biological process (GO): regulation of DNA-templated transcription
Molecular function (GO): ubiquitin binding
Source: RefSeq, a predicted model, not a curated record
CAUGCGUGAAAAUUUUACCUCGCUCUCUCUCUCUCUCUUUGUGCUCCCUCAGAAUGACCGGUUUCUAAUUGUCUAAUCUUCCCCCGCAUGCAUUCGCGAAUAUUCUCGUAGAUAUCGAUACUCCCGCAUUUUUGCGACUUUUCAGGCGCGGUCGCGAAAAGCGUCGUAAAAAUCCGUUGGACGAGUCGAUAAAUUUUCGCACGGUUCUUGCUCCUUGCCGAUCAAGUUUAUAGACCGCUUCGCAGUGCGUGAAAAGUUUCCACCGAUGUAAAACGUUCGUUAAUUGACGCAAAUAUCGCCGCUCUAAUACAAGUAUAGACCGCGUCGCGGAAGUGCGGCGAAAGUGUAGCAAACAACGUAGGACGCGCUGCAAGAUGGAUGCUGCGCAACACGGAGAGCGGCAGCGGACAUGGACGAACAUUGGUGGAUCUAGUUGGAUGCAAUGGAACAUCAUCAAUAUCAUCAUCGAUCCAGAUCCAGAUCUCACUCGCUCCACUCUCGUUAUCGUAAGCACCCUCAAGCAGCGUGCCCACGUCAUCUCACGCAUGCGCUGUAGCAUCGUAAUUGCAUCUAGCAACUCUGCCUUAAAGUUGUGCGAUAGGGAUAUGUACCUAACCUCAUUUCAGCUGCUCGUACAACAAUCAAUAAGUAAUCCUGAAUGCAUCCCAUUAGAGAUGUUAAAAUUACAUAUUAAAAGUGAUGGAGUUAUUAUUGCGGUGGAAGCAUUGAGUCCAAAAUGGACAGAAAAGCGUUAUUUUUUACACUAUGAAGCACCUGAGAUAUACGAUGAAAAUGGUUCAGAAAUUGUGGGUUAUAAAGAAUAUUGGAUAGAACUUAUCAACUAUAUUAUUGAAGAUUUAACUUGGUUAUUGAAUCUUCCAUUUUAUCGAUUCUGGUCUAAUGUUAUAUAUAAUACCUCAAUUAUAGAUACAUUAGUAUCUUUUCUACAAGAAGCUCCACCCUUUUAUGCAUUAGAAACUUUUCCUGCCAUACCAGAAAUGCUUGAAGCACUAGAAAAACUUCGUUAUAAUGUGCUUAUGAUUUUCAUUCGUCUUGUCACAAACAAAGAAAGUUUAACAGAAUACAUACAACAUCCUUAUUUAGGAAAUUUAUUAUAUAAUAAUUAUAUAUUUACAGUACCUAUUAUAUUUGAUUUAUGUCAACUGUAUGGCAGAGAAAAUGACAAACUCAUAGAGAAAAUCUUACAUAACAUAUUUAGUAUGCAGCCGUUAUACAAUGAUGAUCUUGAAAAAUCUGUCCCAUGUCUUAUAAAGGCUCUUAAAAAUGUGGAACAAAAAUUUGAAGAUUGCCCAACUGACACAAUGGAAGCAGUAGCACUUUCAGAAAGAGGAUGUGUUGCUGAGAUGACACUGUAUAAAUUAGAAGGUUUAAUAUUGUAUGUUUUGGAUUUAUCAUCAACUCUUGUUAUAUUAUUGAAAUGUAAUCCUCCAAUAGUCAGCAUAUUUCAUAGGGAAGAUUUUAUGAACAAAAUACUUUCAAUAUAUGGAAAUACAAUAUCUCAGAUGUAUAAGACAUUAGACAGAUUAGCACAUAAUGAUAAAGAUAUGCCAAAAUAUAUUGAACUAAAGCAUUAUUUGGAUGUAACCAGAGUGGAAAUCUUGAACCUUUACCGAACUAUAGUGUAUGAACCUAUAUCAAAUAUUCAAAAGAAAAUGGAUACUAUAACAGAAGAUGAAGUCAGAAAUUUUAUAGAUCAAUAUCUGUAUUCAUUGACAAAUGCUAUAUCUGAAAAAGAAUUUAUUAUAGAUUAUCACAAAUUUUAUCCGAUUGAUUACGACCUUGAAGUUGUAUCGAAAUUUUACCCCGACGUUGACUAUAUUUUAAAUUCACUAUAUGUAUCAAUUGGAGACACUAAAAUACCAACUAAUAUAUCCUCCAAAGAUAUAACUAUAAGUAAUGCUGGAUUUAGCGGCGUUCAAGAUAAUCAGCAAAAUGAACAUUGUAAUAAUGUGAGUUAUAGAAAUAAGGAAUUGGAAACUAUUUCGAAUGAUUCUGACCAAUUGAUGUCUCAUAUCUUGAAAGUAAAAGAAAUUUUAUGUGAUUAUGAUGAAAAUUUUAUACAGAUAUGUUUGAAGCAUUACGAUUAUAACGUUGAAUCUGUGAUAAAUGCUGUUUUAGAAAAUACUUUACCAUCUAAUUUGAAAAAAUUAAAUGGAACAUUACCACACAUAGUACCAGAUUCUUUGGAAUCGCCAACUGAUGUCAAUUCAGCUAUUAAUGACCAAAGAUUAAAUAUUUUGGAUAAUGAUGAAUUACAUCUUCCAGCUUUAUCAAAAAUGUAUAGAAAGGAAAGAAAAGAAAAAUAUAAAGACGCAAAUGAAAUGUUGAAUGAUAAAUCUUGGAUUGAUAAAUCUAUUUAUGGGAAGUAUAAUAUUAUAGAUGAAGUGGAUGAUUACGAUGAUGAAUAUGAUGAUACAUACGACAGCCAUAAUAUUCGAAGUGCAUUAGAUUCUACAGAAAUAGAACCUAGACCUUUUACUACACCAAGAGUAUUAUGCACAAGCGAUAAAUCUAAUGCCAAUUCCGAAGAUGAAACAGAAAUUGAAAACGAGAAAUCAAUACAAAAUAUUGAUCAUUUUAUACAAAAUCCCAUGGAAAUGCGGAUUAAAAUGGAGCAACGAAAACAAUUAAAAGGAAAUCAAAAUUCACAUAAUGUAGUCGAUAAAUUUGGAAAUCAGGAGCAAAAUAAAGAAAUACUUAUUAAGGGACACAAAAAAAAUACAUAUAAAGAUUCACAGAGCAAUCAUAAUCGUCGUACAGCUAAUCAAAUGAAAAAGAGACAAGGAAUGAUUCCGUUUUAGAGCUACGUAUAUCUGCAAAUAUGAAAAAGAUGUAUAAUGUAUA